AGAAAUUAUACAUAUAUAUAUCUAUACACAAACACACACAUAUAACAUGUAUAAAACUAUAGCUUCCCACCCUAUCCCCCAGAGGUCCCACUCUGAAGGAGCCCAUUUGGGAUUUUCUAAAGCUCCUCACAGUAAACUUCCAUUAAAACUAAACUGGUCUUACUAGUUCCCAAACGGGAUAGAAACCACAAGGGGUCUUGGCAUUCACCUGGUCCAACUCCUUUAUUUUACAGGUGCAGACUCUUAAGGCUCUGAGCCUUUAGCUUACUUCCCCAAGAUCACACUAAUAGUAAGUAGCCGACUGGGAUUGAAAAACAGGCUCCUUGGAUCCACAUCCAUGGUGCUUCCUAUACGCUCUGCAUAUAGAGCCCUGCCUUUAUGCCCUCAUCCAAAUUCUACCUUUCCUCAAGACCCACAUUUAUUACAGAUAUUCACGGAUUAGAAUCCACAUUGCUUCCCAGUGGAUCCACAACCCCAUGCUACUCACCUCUAAACUGCUGGAACACUUUUUUUUUUUUUAAAACACCUUUUGUAUUUCAUAUUCUAUCAUCCAUACAUUUCAUGUAUGUAUCUUGACCCCAUCCUAUUCCCUACCCUAAGAGUGCAAGCUCCUGGGACAUGACACCCUAACUUCAAUUGUACUUUUCAGCACAGUGCCCAGUAGGACGCAAUCGACACCGCUUACCAUGGACUGAACUCCAGAAGGUCCAAGAACCACGGUUGGAGCAAGUAUCAGACAAGUUCAAAGAUGCCAAAUGCCGAACUUAAAAUAAUGGCGAGCCUUAUUAGCCAGCAUUUAGCGCUGAAGCCGGGAGUCACCCCGUAUAGGGUGUCCCGUGGUGAUCUUAGUCUUUUUCUGUUCAGAUCCCUUCUGUCCUGGCCGGAGCCCCUCGCCCCUCGCUCGGCCUCCCGGCUGCACUCUCUCCUGCUCCUCACAUCCUCCGAGCCAGUUGUGCCCCUGAAGGAAGGGAAGCCAGGACAGGAGGGCGGGCAGGGGAAAGUCAGAGGAAGCAGUGCGCACACCCUCUCAGGCAACACCAGGGUUUUAUCUUCCUGCCACCUCAUCUCGCCUGGACUUGCCCAAUUCCCGGUGCUCCCUAAGCUGAGGACGCUGCGCUCGCUGGUCAGGGCGCCACCCGGGGGGUUCGGAGCGAACGUGGCCUUGGCCCCGGUAGGCAACCCUCAGCGGCGCUGCAUCAGCCACAACCAAGCCGGACAUCCGGGCGGCACUACCGCCCCGCAGGACCCGCCGGGCCGGGAUCGAUCUGUGCGUGCCAGAUAAGUGUGUUCUUCUGUAUAUUAAAAGCACAUUUGAGUAAUGAGUGUGGUGAUUGAAUUGCCCCCAAAACUGGAAGAGGAAACCUUUGGAGGGGAAGAUGACAUGACAGAUGGAGAUCUAGGAAAUGGUCUUGGCAGAAAACCUGGUGGUAUUUAUGAAGCAGAAGAUUCAAAGGCAUCCAAUUCCAGAAUAGGAUCCUUUUCUUUAUCUCCAGGAAAGGGGGAAGAAAGCAACAGUACCAUUUUUCGUUAUUUCAAGCAUCAUAAUUCACAUGGCACAUCUUCCAAAAAUCAUGGAUUUGCAAGUUGUAAAAGACAAAAUAGUACUGAUUCUACUCAUUCAGAAUUAUCAAAUGAAGAAUUAAGACAACAACUUCAUGAUGUUUUACAGGAAGUAGAAAGUCUGAGAAUUGAACUUGAAGCAUCACAAAGACAACUAGAGGGAAAAAGGGAAGCACUUAAAAUUCUCCAAAGCAUGGCAAUAUUUAGUAAAGCUACUAACCAUACCAAAGAAAUACUUCAGAAAUCAGAAGAACAGAAGAAAUCUUUGGAAAAGGAAAUAAAUGCUCUGCAAUGGGAAAUUGAAUUUGAUCAUAAUAGAUUUAAAACUGUAGAGGAAUCUUGGGCCCAAAAAUAUGACAGAGUAUAUUGUGAAAAUUCAAUCCUUAAAGAAACACUGAAAUUAAGAACAGAAGAAGUUAAAAGGCUUAAGUCUGAAAAUGCAACUCUGAAUCAGCAGUGCCUGGAGUCUGUUGCAAUGCUUGAUAUAAAACAACAGAAGCUUGUUCAGGAAAACAUGAGCCUUAAAGGUGACCCUACGGAGGUUACAAGUCUGGAACUGGCAGUACUUGGGGCUUGCAUCUGUAACCAUCCUGGAGGACAACCUUGUUCCUGUGCUAAGACAGCUGCAGCUGCUAGAAAACAGCUUCUUCAGCAGAAGCAAGAGUUAGAAAUGUUAAGGAAGAGUAAAGAAGAAGCUUAUAUAAUGGCAGAUGCAUUCAGGAUUGCAUUUGAGCAACAAAUAAUGAGAAGAAAUGAGCAGACCCUGAGAUUUAUGCAAUUUAAUAAAAUAUGUAAAAAACCAACCAAAUGGCUAAACUGGAAACACCUUAAGGAUGAUGGAUUUGUGUUACAAAAGAAGAACUUUGGGCAGAAGGUAUUAAGUAUACUUGACGCCAAUUCUAAGAAAAUGGAAGAGCUGGACAAUCCUCAGGAAAUCUUUAGGAUCCUAGUAGAUUUGAAUGUACAAAGAAUCGAUUGCUUUUUACUUCAUGGGAUGGCAGGUUUAGUUCUGGAAGAGUCCUCAGAAAUCAUCUAAUUUCUCUUCCUCCUUUCAUACAUACGGAAACAAACGCAGAGAAAAGUGCACACAGUAAGGAACAGAACUCUGGUUUAUACUCAAGUUUUUGGACACCAGUCUUUUUUACUAUAUUACUGCUUCUUGAUGAUCUCAUUUGUAUAUUUUAUAUACCUCAGUGGCUCAAACAAAAUAGGUUCUCCUAAGAACUAUGGAGACUGAAUCCAGAUUGAAGCAUAUUAUUUUAAUCUUUUUUUGUUUGUUUUGUUUUGUUUUUUUCUUAUGGUUUUUCCCUUUUGUUCUGAUUUUUCUUUUCCAAGAUGAUUCAUAAGGAAAUAUGUUAAAAAUGAAUGUAUAACCUAAUAAAAAUUGUUCUUCUAAGUUAUAGCUUAGGGAUUUUAUUAUAUUAUUAUUAUAAGAAAUAGAAGUCAAUUCAUAUUCCAAGGAUAAGAAAAAGGUCUGGAUAAAAUUAUCCAAAAUAUUUUUUGGAGGGCUAGCUAAGAAUUGAAAACAAGUUGAUGCACAUCAACUGAGGAAUAACUAAACAAACUGGUAUAAGAAUGUAACCAAAUAUUACUAUGCUGUAAGAAAUGAUGUGUGUGAUGAAUACAGAGAAGUUUGGAAAGAUCUAUACUUAUAUAAUAAGAUUUAUUUGUGAAGAAUGAUGAAGUAAUAACUAAACUAAUUAAUGGAUUUUUCUCUUAUAGCAAAGUUUUUCAAAUCUCUGAAACUUUUUUACUGCUAGAUUUUAGUUUUGCAGGUUAUAAUCAAACCAAUAAAUUACCAUGUUAGAGAAGACUAAUUUUAGGUACAGACAGAUUUCAGGAGAUGAUAGAAGACAGAAAGCCUGGCAUGCUAUUACAUAGACUCAUAAUGAGUUGAACAUAAUUGAAAGACUGUUCAAUAUCAGACCUUAAACUAUAUUAUAAGGUGAGCAUUGUUGAAAUAUGAAAUGGUUAAUUUAUAUUACUUUAAAUUAAAAUUUUAUUGAAAAAAUAAAAACUAUGUAGUCAAAAAUAGAAAGAAUGAAGAAAAAUAAAAAAAAUGUUGCAUAGAUAAUCUCUCAUAUAGGAUGUGAUUGGGAUGGAAUAUGGCUAUGGUAUAGGAAAUGAUGAGCUGGUUUAUUUAGAAAAACAUGGAAAGAUUUGGACUUAUGAAUGUAGAUACUAUCCACUUUCAGAGAAACAGAUGACAAGUGCAAAUAAGUAUAGUAUAGUCUUACAUAUAUGUAUAUGAGUGUCUGUAUACAUAUGUAUGUUUAUGGAUAUCUAUGUAUAUGUAUAUAUACAUAUAUAUAUUCAUGCUUAAUUGUAGUCUUCUUUAGAGUGGGGAAAGAAAGGAAAAAUAAAUAAUAAGUGCACAACAAAGAACAAAGGAAAACCUACAAGGAAGUAAAGAAAAGCUGGGCAGCUUUAAAAACAAGGUCAUAUAUUUAUUAUAUAGGUUUUCUUGAAAUUGAAAUUUAUUGUUUUAUAUUGAAUUUUCCCAUGUUCUGCUAUAUAUGUGACAAUUGUUUUUUUCUUUUCUUAUUUUGUAUUUAAAUUUAAAAUAAAUAAAAAAUUACACCUCUCCAAAAACACCAAAAACAAAAAAUUAAGACUAGCUGAAGGAGAGGGAGAAGGAAGAAGACUAUCAAACAAGAAGAGGUAAUUGGGAUGAGGGGAAGGGAAGCCAGUGAGCCAUCUUAAAAGAAAGAUUAAAGUAAUUAAAGGAAAUAAUACUGUGUCUGCAGCAGAAGAAGGAACUUAAAACUGAAAAGCUUCUGAUUAGACAAUAAUAAUAUAUCUAGGAUUAGAAGGGAAUUGGUCAAAUAGAGAAAAUCUUUGUACAACUUUCUCUGAUAAGAGUUUGGUAUUCAAACUAUAUAAUCAAUUAAAUACAUAUAAAACUAACUAAUAAUCAUUCUCCCAAUGGGGGGGGGAGGGAAUGGUCAAAAGAUAUGAACAAUAGUUCUCAAAAGAAUUGCAUAGUUUUCACAAUGAUGUCAAAAAAAAAAAAAAGCUCCAAAUCACUAAUAAUAAGAGAAAUGUCAAUAAAAUAACCCUGUAUUUCAGCUCAUGCUCUGAAAAUUGACCCCAGAAAGUUAACAUUUAAUGUUGGAGGGGUUGUAGCAAGAUAGGUACACUAAUACAUUGUUGGUAGAGCUAUGAAAUGGUACAAUUAUUUGCAAAAGCAAUUUGGAAUUAUGCAAAUAAAAUGAUUAUAAUGUCUAUUCCUUUUGAACCAGAAACUGCAUUGCUGAGUUUAUAUUCCAAGGAAGCAAUGUUAGAAAGUCCCCAUAAAAUUAUCCCAAAUAUUUAUAACAGCAUUUUUUUAUAAUAGCUAGUGUUGAAAACAAAGUAGAUGUCCAUCAAUUGGGGAAUGAUUAAACAAAUUGUGGUGCAAGAA
This is a messenger RNA of Antechinus flavipes (yellow-footed antechinus), 4963 nucleotides long. RefSeq names its product coiled-coil domain containing 125 (gene CCDC125). Lineage: Eukaryota; Metazoa; Chordata; Mammalia; Dasyuromorphia; Dasyuridae. Gene Ontology annotation, cellular component: cytoplasm. The record is from RefSeq and is a predicted model, not a curated record. The coding region runs from base 1319 to 2596 and encodes 425 amino acids. Gene Ontology annotation, biological process: negative regulation of cell motility; negative regulation of Rho protein signal transduction. The transcript is spliced from 12 exons.